Molecule: messenger RNA, 4721 nt
Organism: Pelobates fuscus (common spadefoot toad)
Lineage: Eukaryota; Metazoa; Chordata; Amphibia; Anura; Pelobatidae
Gene: ENTREP3
Product: endosomal transmembrane epsin interactor 3
Exons: 12
Coding region: 1774-3843 (689 amino acids)
Cellular component (GO): membrane
Source: RefSeq, a predicted model, not a curated record
AGGCAACUGACUACAUUUCCCAGCCUGCCUUGUUGUUGGAAGGAGGGAGUAGGACUGGGCUGUUCACUGCUGCAUAUCUUAGCAGGCUGCUGCUACAGGAAGAGAAAACAGCAUCCUUAACUCUUUCUCCAUCUACAACCCUCUUACUGCAGAGAGCAAACAUGCGGUCUUAUACCUCGUCUGCAACGGCACUCACCUGCACCUACCUUUACGCAUGAAAAGCCUUACAUCCACAUCCAACCGCCAUGCACUCAUUCAACCAAUUUGCUAGGGGGCAGUAUCAUGGGUAAUUAGUUGAUACUCUGUCUACCACUUACUGGGAGUUGAGUUUUAUAUUUCCAUUAUAUAGCAUCGCUCAAACCUACCAUUCGUCUGCUUCGUUCAUUUUGAAGUACUGGAGAUAUAUUGAGACCGGCAUGUACCAAAAGGCUUACAAGGAAACCUUUUUAUUUUAUGCUGUGGUGAAUUGUUUAAAGUCUACCAUGGAUUGACGAGAAACAUUGGAUUUUAUACCAGUUGGUUUAGAAGGAAUGUUGGCUUUUAUACCAUUGAUUUGUAUCAUUGGGCUAACUCGACAUGUUCUAAGCCUUAUGGGGAAAGUAAGCACUCUGAUUUUCCCAUAAUUGGAGAGUCAGUUUGAGUUCUUCUGUAGGCCUCUUGCUUUCUUUGGAAUACAUCGGAUUGACAGAUAAUCUUUUAGUGGGAAGGGUGAAGGCAAGACCGUUUUUAUGCAUCUUCCUUACCGGCUACCCAUCUUUAAUAUUCAUCCAUUAGUCACCCAGAGUCUGCAAUUGCAUUUAACUUACAGGGGAUCAUCCAUAAGCUUUAACUUCAUUCAUGAAAAACACCCAACAUUCAAUCAUCUGGAGUCCAUAAUUUCAUUCAUCCAAACUCUCCACAUUGUCUCCUAGAUUCCAGAGGAGGCCAAAUUCAUUCAACUUGGUCCAUCUGAAUGUCAUAACAUGGUUGGCAAGCCAUUACUUUAUGGGUUCAUUAAUAUUCUACAGAAAACUGCUCUGAGUCUUUAAUCCACAACUCAUUGCGAUUUACCCUUAACCUAAAAAACAUAAUUGACUUUUAAUGAAAAUGUAUCAAUGUCCAUUGAUCAAGGUCAGUAACAUUGGCUAAUUGCAGUUUCUCGUUGGAUAAAUCCCAGCUUGUUCGUCCUGAGGAAUGAAGGGUAGUGUGUGUGUGUGUGUGUGUGUGAGUGCAGUAUUCCUGGUGGGAUUUUAUGAGUGUAACACGGCUGGCUCCUAAGUGGAACUGGAGAUGCUGUAAGAAACGCUUUGCUGCAGGAUGAGUCCUCUUAGUGUCUCCAUUAUUGAAUACUGAUAAUUAUGGGAAGAUGGGCUCUUUUACCUAAUUCUACAUAAUGGAUAUGAAGAAAUUCGUCUGCUACAUACCCGAGGUAAUUCUUCUACCACAACAUUUUUGGAAUCUUUUAUUUUUUUAAUGGGAGGCCAUUGGGCAUGAGCUUGAAAUAGUGUCUUCAGGGGCGAGUCAUCGUUCAGCCUCCCCGUGUAAAUCUUUAAUCACGUCAAUGAGAGCUCAGUGCGUGGUUUGGAUAAUGAUUUCAUGACGUUUACAUGCACAUUUUUGGGUUAAUAUUUCUAUCGUUCUAUGUUCCAUUCCUAUGGGGACUUCAUGAUCUUGACGUAAGCAGGACUCUUUCAUAAUCCUGAAAUUGAUGUCUGUCUGUUAUUACCAAGUUACUGAUGCUGCAAGGUCUCCGCGUAAUACCCCCUGCUCUUUGGGGCUGGGUGUCUUUUCCUGAUGAAUACUAUCUCUGACACCCUGCUUUUGGACCAUCUACUCUCCUCUUUAGGCGUCAUGCCUUCACCUACAGAUUCCAGUUUUUCUCUGACUGGCCGCACCUCACGGAGCAUGUCCCAAGUCCGGCUACACAGAAGCUGGUCACAUGUCCUGCUGGUUUUGGGCUUUGUACAGGUAACGCUUGGAGUCCUGAUCAGUACUUUCAGUUUGGUGGCUGCAUCCAUCACACCAUCUAUGAAACUCAAGCACUCAUGCCCAUCCUGGGCUGGUUUUUCGUUGGCAGUGUCAGGGCUGAUCGGAUGCAUCUCAUGGAAGAGGCCAUUCACAAUGGUGAUCACACCAUUCACACUGGUGACAGCUUUGUGUGUCAUGCUUAGCCUUGCGGGCUCCAUAUUGUCGUGUCAGAACGCGCAGCUGGUGAAAUCAUUUGACGCAUGCAAGAAGGAGAAAAACUGGUGUGUUUGCUGCCACCUGCUGUCAGAAUAUCAAAUCCAAUCUUCUUGUAAUGAAGAUCUAGAAAAACUGACCAUGUACCCAAAUGCCGACUGUGGCAGUAUCCGCACCGCAUUGAAGGACCUCUUAUUCAGUGUUUGUGGCCUCACCAUCCUUUCAACCAUCAUCUGCACAUUGUCAGCUGUCAUCUGCUGCAUUCAGCUCUUCUCAUUGGAUGUGAUCCAUGUAUUGGCACCACAGAGAUCCACGUCUAUGAACCUGGAUUGUCUCUCACCCCAGGACACCAUACUACAAAGUAUGAUUGAGUGCGAGGAGUUUGUACCUCCUGUCCCACCACCACCAUACUAUCCACCCGAGUACACCUGCAGCUCAGAAACUGACGCUCAGAGUAUUACAUACAAUGGGUCUAUGGAUAGUCCAAUUCCUUUGUACCCCACAGACUUCCCACCUUCCUACGAGAGUGUCAUGGGUAUCCGGGAGGACAGUCAGGCCACAUUGUUUGAUCCUCAGGUGAAUGAGGUCUCCUGUCCUAGUUUGUCUGAGAGAAUCGACUCUACGGGUAACAGCUGCAAUGAGGACAGCAGUCCAUCAGAAGACUCGGUUUUGCUGGAGGUACAGGGAUCCAUGCGUUCCGUGGAUUAUGUUCUGUAUCGUUCCAUUCAGCGCAGUCGUGCAGAUUACUGUUUGAGUGUGGACUGUGACCAAUGCUUACAUCACCAGCAGAGCCCCACACUUGGCCUUCAGGGACCAUUUGAGGAGAUCACCACGCCUCGUGCGAAAGGAGGGCGUUCAUUUUCUUGUUCCACACCCAACGCUAAUGGUAACACUUUGCCCCCAGUGGGAAAUGUUAUCGCUCGUAGCUGUAACAGGCUGGAGACAGUUGGACGCACAUCUGGUCCCUGUUUUCCUGAACUGAGACUAAAGGGGAAAGUCCAAGGGACAGUACGGUGGAGCAGAGGAUCUGGGUGUUCCCUCCAUCACAACUCACCGUGCCAAAUCCCUGACUGUGCUCAUCGCAGGUACAGCGAAAAUACCCGACCAGCAGCACUGUGCACGAACAUAACUCCACGGCUUGUGAUUCGCUCCCACAGUGACCCUGGAAUCAGCUUUUCUUAUAAUACAGAUCUACAAGAAGCGGAUUAUGCCAAGACAAUGGAAGAUGACAUUUCUGUGUCCUCCAUCGAUGCAGGUCUCUGUUCUGAAGCUUGCUUGUACCAACAUGGUUUCCACCAGUCCCCUCGGUUACUACGCACAAGCUCAGCUGGGAAGAGUAGGUUCCAAGCAACACGAAGGGCGAUGCAAAGACUCUCUAAGAGUGGCGCUCUGUCUCUUGGAGACUUGAAGGGUGGGCGUAGUACCAGAGUCCUUGUGGCACGAUUCCUGCAUCGUUCUAGACAGAGCUUCAAGGAAGGAAUGGAACAGACCAAUCAAUAUCAUAAACCGGUUCUUAAGAGCCCAUUACCGUUUGAGCAUGAAAGACCUCAAGAACAGAUGUCCUUACAAAGUUGUGGAGAUCUCAGCACUACAUCAUCUCUCCGUCGCCUCCUUUCCACAAGUCGGAGGAGGCCCAGACGUCCACAGAGCCUCAAUGAUACAUUCAAAGAGAGUGCAGUUUGAACAAGGUUCCAUCCACAUAGCAAAGUGCCUCCACGCCAGGUCACACAGGGUUGCACAAGCCUGACUGGCACGGGAGGGUCUGUUUACCACAAUAAUUACUGCAAUGAGUAACCCCUGUACUUCACACAGGGAGGGACUAUGUACUCCAAAAACAAUUGCACUGAUGGACCCUCGUCUCUCGCAGUGGGUAGAGAUUGUUCACUCCAGUAAUUACUGCACUGGAGAUCCCCAAUAACUUAUAACGGUGAGAGGUAAAAUACUGUGUACCCCAAUAACUACAGCAGUGAGUGGCUAUAAUUACUCACACAGCAGAAAGGAAGUGCAUAUCUUAAUAAUCACAGCACCAAGGACUAUGUACCACAAUUAUUAAAAGAAACAAGUUACUAUCAACCAUCCCACAAAAUGCAGACACUUUACUAAGCCAUAUUCUCUAUGAAUUAUGUAGGAGCUGGAAAUUAAGUAGGGCCCUCUGGUCAUCUUCAAGUCAUCUCUCAUAUUUAUAUAAUUUUAAUGUUUAUUGUACAUUUUUUAAGUUCUCCUGGUUUUCAAAGAAUUCUUCAGUCCUUCAGCAUGUGCAGAUGACCAGCGGAUUAUAGCAACGUUCAAGAGAUGGGCAUUGGACCUUUAUCAAAGAUGCUGAUGAUGACUGAUGAACAUCUACAGUGUGGAGGGACUGUGUAACCCCAAAAUCUGGCCCACAAGAAGUAAGAAGAUGGAAGACCUUUCCUGCACCAAUCUUGUUGUGCGAUCUGUAUCACGAUUAUGCUUCGUUACAUAUUGCCCUUAUUGUUGGUUGAUGUUGCUUUGCAUGUUAAUUUAUUGCCUGCAGACAGGUAGAUUUUUAUGUGAUUAUGCAACUGUGCCCCCACCAAUGUGGU